AUGGAUAUCGGUUCUGACUCAAAACAUGACUUACAUAAAUCAUAUUGUGCAGGGAAGAUGAUGCUUCAAGGAUCAGUUAGCUUUAAUGGCCGGGAGUUGGAGACUAUGCUUUCUUUCAGAUCUCCUACAGCAGAUACGGAAAAUGACUUAUUUGUUAAACCAAAUAGGGACACUUAUGAUCAUUUGUCAAGAUCAUAUAGUAACUUGUCCGACAUAAACUUCUAUUCGCCAUUGCCGGAGCCAAGGAGACAAAGAGACCAAGCUGCAUUGACAUUGCAGAAAGUCUACAAAAGUUUCCGAACAAGGAGGCAACUUGCAGAUUGUGCAGUUCUUGCAGAGCAGAGAUGGUGGAAGGCUUUGGAUUUUGCUGAACUUAAACGCAGUUCUAUAUCAUUUUUUGACAUUGAGAAACCAGAGACUGCUGUUUCCCGUUGGUCAAGGGCGAGAACUAGAGCUGCUAAGGUUGGAAAGGGUCUAUCUAAGGAUAGGAAGGCUCGUAAACUUGCUUUGCAGCACUGGUUAGAGGCAAUUGACCCUCGGCAUCGCUAUGGCCAUAAUCUUCAAUUUUAUUAUGUCAAAUGGCUCCACUGUGACAGCAAUCAACCUUUCUUCUAUUGGCUUGAUAUUGGGGAAGGCAAGGAAGUCAGUCCUGAGAGAUGUCCUAGAUCAAAGCUUCAGCAGCAAUGCAUCAAGUAUCUGGGUCCAGAGGAAAGAAAGGCUUAUGAAGUAGUUAUUGAGAAUGGGAGACUCUUCUACAAGCAGAGUGGGAAACCUGUUGAAACAACAAGUGAUGCUAAGUGGAUUUUUGUACUUAGCACAUCCAAGACUUUUUAUGUUGGGCAGAAGAACAAGGGAACAUUUCAACAUUCAAGCUUCCUGGCAGGUGGAGCCACAUUGUCUGCUGGUAGAUUAGUGGUGGAGGAUGGUUUUCUUAAGGCAGUUUGGCCUCACAGUGGGCAUUAUCUCCCAACAGAAGAAAAUUUCCAGGAAUUCGUGUCAUUCCUUCAGGAGAAUAAUGUAGAUCUUACAGAUGUAAAGAAAAACCCUGAUGAAGAAGAAGACAUUGACAAAAUGAGCAAGCAUCUUCCCCUCCGAGGCAAUUCUUCAGAGGCCAAGUUACAGCCAAACGUUGAAACUGAAAGUUCAAGCACAUUAGCCCAAGAGCUACCUGACUUGAGAAAUGAGGAUUCUGAUGCUGAUGCAAACUCCCAACCACCCUUGUCAAGAUUGUCCAGAAGACUAGGGUCAAAAAUAGCUAGACUUGAAAUACCAAAAAGAGACAGUGUGUUGGACAUUUUUGGAGAGCAAGUACAUCCUCCAAAUUGCCCAUCCCCAGAUGAAAUUUCAGAAAGUGGUUAUGAGACAGCAGAAGAAUCAUUUAUUGAUGAGCAGGAUUUCAUGGUUUCCAAAUCAAACUUGUUUGUUGAAGAUAAAGGCGAAGAAGAUGAAAAUCCUAUUCCAAAAGAAAAAAUAAUGAAGAGGAUAGAUUCACACAAAGGAAUGAAAUCAUAUCAGUUGGCCUAUCACCUGAGUACCAAAUGGACAACAGGUGCUGGUCCUAGAAUUGGUUGCAUGAGGGACUACCCUGCAGAGCUUCAGCUUUUAAUUCUGGAGCAGCAAAAUUUGUCUCCAAGAACAAGAACAGCAGCUCCAUCACCCCAUAUCCCACCAUUGUCUCGCUUCAGCCCACAUGUUCCUUUUCCAAUUCCUUUAGCUGAUUCUCAAACCCUUUCAUAA
Messenger RNA from Gastrolobium bilobum, 1737 nucleotides. RefSeq names its product IQ domain-containing protein IQM6. The transcript has 9 exons. Lineage: Eukaryota; Viridiplantae; Streptophyta; Magnoliopsida; Fabales; Fabaceae. The record is from RefSeq and is a predicted model, not a curated record. Bases 1 to 1737 code for a protein of 578 amino acids.